AGAGCCAACGUGUCAGCGGCGCCCAAGCGGCCCCAGGGCGCUCUCGUCGCCCCGCUCUCCUCGCCACGCUGCCAAUGGGCUCAGGAUCCGCCCCUGACGACGUGGGCCCCGCCCCUGGAGACACACGCCGCGCAGUCGUCACCCGCCCGGGAGCAGGAGGCCGGGGGCGCCUGCCGGCCGGGCCUGGGCGGUCGCCAUGAAGCUGACGCGGAAGAUGGUCCUGACUCGGGCCAAGGCCUCGGAGCUGCACAGCGUGCGCAAGCUCAACUGCUGGGGCAGCCGCCUUACAGAUAUUUCCAUUUGCCGGGAGAUGCCCAGCCUGGAAGUGAUCACGCUCAGUGUCAACAGCAUCUCCACCCUGGAGCCUGUGAGCCGGUGCCAGCGCCUGAGCGAGCUGUACCUGCGGAGGAACCGUAUCCCCAGCCUGGCUGAGCUCUUCUACCUGAAGGGGCUGCCGCGUCUAAGGGUGCUGUGGCUGGCCGAGAACCCGUGCUGCGGCGCCAGUCCCCACCGCUACCGCAUGACCGUGCUGCGCACCCUGCCGCGCCUACAGAAGCUGGACAACCAGGCUGUGACGGAGGAGGAGCUGUCCCGUGCACUGAGUGAGGGAGAGGAGAUCACCGCCGCCCCGGAGAGAGAGGGCACAGGCCACGGCGGCCCCAAGCCAUGCUUCACACUGAGCUCCCUCAGCUCCGCUGCUGAGACCGGCCAGGACGCGCUGGACAGCGAGGAGGAGGCGAUCAGAGCCCAGGGUGAACUUGGCCUGAAGCCCCCUUCCCGGGACCAGUUUCCUUCCUUCUCACCCAGAGAUGCUUCGAGCAGCCACAGGAGCAGGAACGUCCUGACUGCCAUCCUGCUGCUGCUGCGGGAGCUGGACGCAGAGGGGCUGGAGGCCGUGCAGGUGACUGUGGGCAGCCGGCUGCAGGCCCUGCGUCGGGAGGAGGUGCAGGAGCAUGCCGAGUGACCACAGGACCUGAGCGCCGCUCCACCGUCCACGGAGACCCCAGUGUCUUCCCCAGCCCCCAGGAGCUGAAGGGUGGCUGCCACAGCCCUGGCCCCACACACAAGCCUCCCCCGUUUGCCACAUCGGCCAAGGGCAGGAGUGGGUGUUAAGUGCUGGCUAGCUGGAGCGGUGGAGAUGCCUGUCCACACCAGAAUGUCCCCAGGACUCCCCUACUGUGGUCUGGAGGUUCUGGGCUGGCCUGGGCUCUUAAAGGGAGGAUUUUGCAGGUUGUCCUCCCUAAUAAAAGAUCUUCCCAAGGUUGAUGUGGUGACAUUUCCCAGUGGUCGUGACAGUCUUUCUGAAAGCAAGGGCCGUUUCUCGGCAGAAUGAGGAGGUAUUCACGAAUGGCUUUGCUGAUUCCAGCCCUUGGUCCUUGGAUAGAUUUCUGUUGAGCAAGGGAGACUUCCAGAAUGCUGGCGUCCGUAGGGACAUCUGCCCUGAGCUGCUCUAAGCAGGAAGGCAGCAGCCUCCCACAUCCACGGGAGAGGGUUUUGUUUUCUUGGCCAGGCUGGGCAGGUGCACCUUCCUUUCUCUCUCCUGUGAAGAACUGCAGGGGGGCCCUCAGCUGUGAGGCUGUGGAUGAACAGGCCUGUGUGCCCUGGGGGCUGGGCCUGGCACAGGAAGCAGCUGGACUAGGGGAGUCCUUGGAGCAUCUGAGAGGGGUUUUCUUUCCUCUGGGAAGUUCCAAGUCUUAUGAGGAUGCCACGAUCUGGGCAGUGACCCGCGGCCCUGGGGACCUUCCUAGUACCCCCAAAACCAAGGAGGCAUUCACGUGAGAUGGGGAGUCAGCCUUCCAGCUGGUGUGUAGGAAAGCCAGCUCCCUGGGCCCUGGUCCUGUGUGGGGUUGGGACCCAGAUCUCCGUGAGAUGUCCCCAUCCUCCGCCAAGCGGUGAUGCGUGACCACGUGUGCAGGCCACCGCUCUCCCAAGCUCAAGGCCAUGCAGUGUGAUCGUCACCAGAGCCAGCUGCAGCAUUGGGGCAGUCACUGUUGCUGGACUUGGGGAAGCCCAGGGUGAAGACAGUCACUCAUCUGUGCAAACUCUCCACAAGGGGUGCGAUCCCUGCAGAAGGGGUGUGAUCUCUGAGCAGUGGGGAGUGGAGUCACCACUUGGGACAUGGAGGGUGGACAGUUCAGGCCUGUGUCUGCCUCCCUGGGACUGUGGGGUGGGCACCCGGUGCCCUCAGUAAAGUGCUUCCUUGGAAUG
This is a messenger RNA of Rhinopithecus roxellana (golden snub-nosed monkey), 2208 nucleotides long. RefSeq names its product cilia and flagella associated protein 410 (gene CFAP410). The coding region runs from base 197 to 964 and encodes 255 amino acids. Gene Ontology annotation, molecular function: protein binding. Gene Ontology annotation, biological process: cytoskeleton organization. The transcript has 7 exons. NCBI's taxonomy places the organism in Eukaryota, Metazoa, Chordata, Mammalia, Primates, Cercopithecidae. The record is from RefSeq and is a predicted model, not a curated record.